Molecule: messenger RNA, 1223 nt
Organism: Nannospalax galili (Upper Galilee mountains blind mole rat)
Lineage: Eukaryota; Metazoa; Chordata; Mammalia; Rodentia; Spalacidae
Gene: Mtrfr
Product: chromosome unknown C12orf65 homolog
Exons: 5
Coding region: 338-880 (180 amino acids)
Biological process (GO): translational termination
Cellular component (GO): mitochondrion
Molecular function (GO): translation release factor activity
Source: RefSeq, a predicted model, not a curated record
GUUCAGUUUUCUUGCUGGGUCUGCGCGGGUUUUGGAUUCUCGGUGACAGUUUCGGGCGGGAGGACAGUGCCUGAGACCAGGUCCCUCAUGUUCUUUGAGGCCCAUUCCUGAUGCCUAGUAAAUCUUUAAAGUAUUCAUUGGAGGGGCUGAAGAGAUGGCUCAGCAGUUAAGAGCACUGGCUGCUCUUGCAGAGGACCCAGAUGGUCUGUGACAUAGGGAGGAAGGAGCCAGCUUGUAAGGUGGCCAAACCAGCUUUGCUCUUAGCUCACUCACUUGUCACCCACUGUCACCUGUGACUGCUGAUGUGUCCACCCUGAGCUCUAGGUCCUGACAAGCCAUGCCCUCGAUGAGCACCUGGGCUUUGUUCUGUCUCCUGGGGAGAGUGAGCAGGAUCUGCACCGGGCCCCAGGGACUCCAAACGAGGACACUGCUCUCACCGGGAAUGGCUGCCACUGUAGUCCAGGUGGCAGGCAGGAAGGACUGCCCUGCUCUGCUUCCCCUCAACGAGAAUGAACUUGAAGAGCAGUUUGUGAAAGGCCAUGGUCCAGGGGGCCAAGCUACCAACAAAACCAGCAACUGCGUGGUACUAAAGCACGUGCCCUCAGGCAUCGUGGUCAAGUGUCACCAGACACGAUCUAUGGAUCACAACAGAAAGCUCGCCCGGAAAAUCCUGCAGGAAAAAGUGGAUGUUUUCUACAAUGGUGAAAACAGUUCUGUUAACAAAGAGAAACGAGAAGCAGAAAAGAAAAAGCAAGCAAGAAAAAAAAGAGCAAAGGAAACUCUAGAAAAAAAAAGAUUAUUUAAAAAGCUAUGGGAAUCAAGUAAAAACAUCACUGAGAAAAUAACUGAUUCUGAGUCUCCCAAGAGGUUUCCAGAAUAACAGUGGGGGUGCCUGUGAUCAACAUCCUAACAGCCUCUAAAGAAGGCGUUCCGGGAGCUGGAGUGAUGGCUCGGAAGUUAAGAGCACUGACUGUUCUUACAGAGGAUCUGGGUUUGAUUCCCAGCACCCAGAUGGCAACUAACAACUGUCCAUAACUCCAGUUCCAAGGGAUUUGAUGCCUUCUUCUGAUCUCCGAAGGCAUUGUAGGGCACAGGUAAAUUUACACAAGUGCAGGCAAUACAUUCAUUAUAGGCAGGCAUGGUGGUACAUGCCUUUAAUCUCAGUACUUAACCUACAUGCAGGCAAUACACACAUACACAUAAAAAAUAAAAAUUAGCCAGGU